Molecule: messenger RNA, 1119 nt
Organism: Hyaloscypha bicolor E
Lineage: Eukaryota; Fungi; Ascomycota; Leotiomycetes; Helotiales; Hyaloscyphaceae
Exons: 3
Coding region: 122-1027 (301 amino acids)
Source: RefSeq, a predicted model, not a curated record
CCGUAACCUACUGGCUUUCUCUCGUGCUUCUGCACUAGUUUAGUGCUAGGUAUGAGCGUGAGCGCUCACCGAAGAGCGAAGGGUUGAGUUAAUCCCAGAUCCCGAAGAAUCCAGCUUUAAAAUGCCCUCCCAACUUCUGGAUUACCUCCCACGGGAGAUUCGUGACCAAAUCUAUACCAUUGUUCUGGCAUCGCCGACCGGACUACUUUGUCUACCAGUGAGAAGAGCACCACGCAUUGAUAAGCUGGGUUUACAUCACAUGGUGGGUUGCUUUAGACUUGUCCCUUUCGAUUCAGAGAAAGAUCUCCCGUGGGACGACGAUAGCAGGAUCAAGUUAUCACUUCAUCGGGUAUGCAAACAGAUUCACGCCGAGGUCGAGAGUCUGCUUUGGCAACUCAACGGUAUUCGAUUUAUGCGCCCGACUGAGCUGAGAUACUUUCUUCCCUGGCCUACCUUGGCAACACAGUUGCGGCAAUAUUUGCAGUACAUCGAGAUGGAUUUUGAACUCUUCGAGCCAAGAUACUUUCUGGAUACGCAAAGAGCACUCGAGACUUUCGUGGAAUGGUCCCGGAAGGGAAGCUUGAAAGGGUGCACUCUGCGGUUUCCUCACAAGGCCAUUCGUCAAAGUGGUACUGGCACCCCCUUUGAGAUUGGCCUCGGCUUGAGGCGAAUGUCAAGGCAGUUCAGGUCCGUUGGCAGCCCAUCGGCCAGAGAUUGCGACGAUUAUUUGGAUCUGUUGAAGAAGUGUGGCUCUAUUGAUGGAUUUCCGUCGCAUGUGGAAACGAAGUUGGUGGUAAAUACUGGCUUCGCAAGUCGAACGCCGAAUGAGAAAGAGGAGUGGUUGGAUAAUUGGUUGAGACUCGAUCCAAGUGGAUUCCUAGCAGAAUUGAAUGAUUCCUUUGGUGGGGAGCUUUGGAUAGACGGCAUUUUGUGCUAUAAGGAAGGACUGAAAGUGAAGGAUCCUUUCGAAGACGAACUAGAAUGGGCCACGGAAGAAGAAAUCAUCGAAAGCACAGAGGUCUUCUAAGCUCUAAAUCGGCAGAGCAUGUGCGCUUUGCGAGUGUCCCUCAGGACACGUCGAGCCGGCCUACACUUCCUAUCCCGACCAUCAACAUAGUC